AGUCUACAGUGUUGCCCCCUUAUUGUAUUUUUGUUAGCAUUCUAUCUCCAGCAACCUUCUGCUCAGGCAAAUAGCCCUCUUUUCCACACAUCAGGACACUUUUCCGGGUUUCUUUUCAGAGCUAUCGGAACUUGAUUUGUGCGGAAAAUUGAAGGUUUUGCUGAAAAAUCCGUAACUUUUCGAUCUGUUCUGAGCUAAGGUUUGCCUGGAAAAGCUCUUGCGGUGUCGGUGUAUUAGUGGAAAAGCCGUGUCUGGUGGAAAAGAACAGACACAGAUCGUCUGAAAAGCGGGAAAUUGGGCUUUUUUUCUGCGGCCUUUGAGGAUAAUCUGAGUAAAAGGACAUGGCUUGGGGCUACUGGAGUGCAACUGCUGUAGAUCGUGGUCGUUCACCACGACGCAACACGCAAUGUGCCUCUGUGCCGGCCAAUACGAUGCCGCAAUCGGAGCCGCCGCCGCCGCAAUGCUACAGCCCCUGUGGACGCAGUCCAUGUGGCAGUCCCUGCCACAGUGCAUGCCAGAGUCCUUGUCAGAGUCCGCAGCAUGUGGCGGCGUGCAGUGAGUCGGAAAGUGAGCCGCAAGCAUGCCAUCAGCCACCUUUGGAAGAGUAUCCCAGGCGACAGAGUCUGGAUCCAUUGGAUAGUCCUCAGGCAAAUCAACUGUCGGAUAUUCUGUGUCGGGGAGCCACGGUGUCCUCAAUCUCCUCCGCCAACAACACCCUAACUCGGGGUGCUUCAUUGCGUGAUACUGGUGAUUACGAUGUGCCCCAUCCGCAUCCUCAUACACAUCACUACAUGACGACAGCUACGUCCACAUCAAUUCAUGGCUCAAGGCCAGGCAGUGCUGGUGCUGCAUCGGCUCACGGACACAGCGGACAUGGCAGUGGACAUGGUAGUGGACAUGGAAGUGGAAGUGGGAGUGGAUCGAGUCCGGGAAUGAGCGGAACGGGCAGUGUUAUUGCCGGCGGCGUCAAUUACUUGGAGUGCCUCCAUUACGAGCGAAUGCCUCUGCCUAUUCCGGUGCAAAUUCCUAUUGUACCGCCACCGCCACCGGCACACCUGCUGUCAGAGGAUGAAGUGGAACCGGCGUAUGCUACAGUAUUUCCUAAUGUACCGUCUGCUCCAGGAAUGUCCUGCGUCGGCGAAGAUCGAAGCAUCUAUCGACGAGGUGCUCGACGAUGGCGCAAAUUGUACAGGAUCAAUGGUCACAUAUUUCAAGCGAAACGCUUUAACAGAAGAGCCUUCUGUGCUUACUGUCACGAUAGGAUUUGGGGUUUGGGACGCCAGGGAUUUAAGUGCAUUCAGUGUAAGCUGCUCGUCCACAAAAAGUGUCACAAGAUGGUCCAGAAGCCAUGCACCAAUGAGCAUCAGAAACCCAUUAUGAAGGAGAGAGAUGAUAUCAAUGGGGAAGUGCAGAAAGAACUGCUGCCACCAGCUCCUGAAUUUGCUCCAGAACUCGCCGAGGGUGGUGAUCAUGUAGCUGUUGAGGCACUCCAGAGUUCUGAGGAGCCUCUGGAACCCGGUGCUCAGCGUCAGUACUCUCUGGAGGACUUUGAGUUAAUUCGGGUGAUUGGACGUGGUAGCUAUGCCAAGGUGCUGAUGGUGGAGUUACGUCGGACGCGUCGGAUUUAUGCGAUGAAAGUGAUCAAGAAGGCACUGGUGACAGAUGAUGAGGACAUCGACUGGGUGCAGACGGAGAAACAUGUGUUCGAGACAGCGUCCAAUCAUCCAUUCCUCGUUGGUCUCCAUUCGUGCUUCCAGACACCAUCACGCCUGUUCUUUGUCAUUGAGUUUGUGCGCGGUGGUGAUCUCAUGUUCCACAUGCAGCGACAGCGCCAUCUGCCCGAGGAGCAUGCCAGGUUCUAUGCUGCUGAGAUCAGUUUGGCCCUCAAUUUUCUACACGAGAAGGGCAUCAUCUAUCGUGACUUGAAGCUGGACAAUGUGCUCUUGGACCACGAGGGUCACAUCAAACUUACGGACUAUGGGAUGUGUAAGGAGGGCAUUAGACCAGGUGAUACAACUUCCACUUUCUGCGGUACGCCCAAUUAUAUUGCACCGGAGAUCCUCCGUGGUGAGGAUUAUGGCUUUUCUGUGGACUGGUGGGCUCUCGGGGUGCUGCUGUACGAGAUGCUAGCAGGACGCAGUCCCUUCGACAUUGCAGGAGCGUCCGACAAUCCGGAUCAAAACACCGAAGAUUACCUGUUUCAGGUGAUUCUCGAAAAGACAAUUCGUAUUCCAAGGUCGCUCAGCGUCAAAGCAGCCUCAGUUCUCAAAGGUUUCCUCCACAAGAAUCCCGCUGAUCGACUCGGAUGCCAGCGGGAAUCCGCCUUCAUGGACAUUGUCAAUCAUCCCUUCUUCAAGAGUAUCGAUUGGGAACUGCUAGAGCAAAAGCAAGUAACGCCUCCAUUUAAGCCAAGAUUAGACUCUGAUAGAGAUUUGGCCAAUUUCCCACCUGAGUUCACGGAUGAACCAGUUCACUUGACGCCGGACGAUGAGAGGGUGAUUGAGAAGAUUGAUCAAUCGGAAUUUGAGGGAUUUGAAUAUGUAAAUCCUCUGUUGAUGUCCCUUGAGGAUUGCGUCUGACACCACGCGUCGUGCGAGCUGCAUCCCUACAAUUCGCAGGUGAGAAAAAAAUUUCUAUGUUAUCAGGCUACAUUUGAAGUUUGCACUAUCAAAAGAAGGUUUUUCAACAAAAAAUUAUAACUAUAAAUUUACAAUCUUUAGAGAAACUGUCGAUUAAUUUGAAAAUUUUUACAGUUUGUCAAAAUUGUUCCAUAAAUGCUGAAAACGAAAAUUUUAUUUUAUUCAUAUUGUUUAUUGAAAACAGUUUCUUCGAUGCAAUUUUUCCCCUAAAAUUUAAAUCACAAAGGAAUUUACAUGCUUUAUAUAUUGCAAGCACUUUGAAUUUACUUCCGAAAAAUCUUAAUUACUAAUUCCCCAAAGGGUGACUCAUAUAGAGAAACCCUUGUCAAUUGCCCCGAGAAACGCUUCGCGAAACCUAAGAAAAAUAUAACAUUGAUUCUCGAAAGAGGAGAAACCAAAACCUUGAUCCGCGAAGUUCGAGGAAAACAAAAAAAAUUGUUGCACGAACGAAAGAAACUCAAAAAUUGUUUUGCGAAACCUGAAAAUUAAUUCGUUAAAUUCGAGAAAUUCAAAAAUUGGUCCGUGAAGUUUGAGAACGAAAACAACAAAAUUUUUUAGCAAAACAAGAAAAAAGGGGGGGCAAAGCAUCCCAGGCCUUGCGAAAUGUUCGAAUUCGUAACUUAGUAAAAAGAACCUUCGCAUCAUUUAUCGUUUGCCGGUUCACUACCGAUUUAUUGAACCGAUUGAAUUACUCAAAAGAUCGCCCAAAAUAGCUUAAAAAUAAAAGAUCGGAUAAAAUUACUUAUCUAUUAUGAAUCGCUUCAGGUUUGUCAGAAAUUCCAAGACCUUUCCUACGAACUCAAACAUGAUACUAUUCGGUUGAGAAAUACGCUCUCUAGAGAAUUUUUAAUUUUUGACCUUGAAAACCCGUUAUUAGGAAUGAUUAAACGGUAUUUUUAUAUAAGGACGAAAUGUCAACCUGGAAAAUCUCUAAAACAUAUUCAAAAAUGAAAAAAAAUACACGAUGCGUUCUCGAGCAAUACCAGAAUAACAUGGUUUUGGAGAUGAAUGGGUGGGUAGGGGGAAGUGAGAGACAUGUGUUGUUACCUCAAAUUUCCAAAAUUCUACCAAAAUACGAUCCCUUGUGCGGUAGGGAGUCAAAAAAUAUAUAACUCAAAAUCGAAGGAUUAUAUACUGCUCUCUCUCUCUCUCUCUCUCUCUCUCUCUCUCUCUCUGUGAAGUUCGAACAGUAGAAUUGCUUUGCAAAACCUGAGAAACCGAAAAUUUGAUCUGCAAAUUUCGAGAACAUAAAUCACUUCGCGAAUCCCGGGAAACCUGAAAAGUAGUCCAUAAAAUCUAAGAUAUUUAGAAAAUAAUUCGCAAAA
Phlebotomus papatasi is the source of this 3964-nucleotide messenger RNA. Its product is annotated as atypical protein kinase C-like. Gene Ontology annotation, molecular function: ATP binding; protein serine/threonine kinase activity. Gene Ontology annotation, biological process: protein phosphorylation; establishment or maintenance of cell polarity. Lineage: Eukaryota; Metazoa; Arthropoda; Insecta; Diptera; Psychodidae. The record is from RefSeq and is a predicted model, not a curated record. The transcript is spliced from 10 exons. Bases 342 to 2579 code for a protein of 745 amino acids.